Messenger RNA from Eriocheir sinensis (Chinese mitten crab), 2501 nucleotides. RefSeq names its product protein amnionless-like. Lineage: Eukaryota; Metazoa; Arthropoda; Malacostraca; Decapoda; Varunidae. The record is from RefSeq and is a predicted model, not a curated record. Gene Ontology annotation, biological process: receptor-mediated endocytosis; intracellular protein localization. The transcript has 11 exons. The coding region runs from base 210 to 2207 and encodes 665 amino acids. Gene Ontology annotation, cellular component: apical plasma membrane; endocytic vesicle.
CGGUGAAGGUGGUGGCGGAGGUGACGGACUGCAUGGUGGUGGUGGUGACGGCUGAGGAGUUUUUUUCACCGUGAAGACGAAGCAGAAGACGAAGUAGAAAAGCUCAUCUGUACCAUGCUCUAAGGCGGCCCAGCUCUGAAUGAAGUGUUUGGCGGACACGUGUAUGGCGGGGGCGGGCCAGUCAGUUAGUGCCAGGCCGUAACGCCGUGAUGAAGGGCACCUCGGCACUCCUAAUCCUGGCCCUCACAGGGUCCGCGGCGGGCGUACAGAAGCGCUUUAUACCGAACUGGGACCUCAACUCGCAGGAGAACUGGAGGGAGUGGCGACUGCCCUGUGCCGGGGGCGUGGCGGCGCUCCCUCAGUACCCAGAGAACCCGCUGUUCCUCGGGGCCGCCCUCACGCUGGGCUCGCUGGACCUUCCCAUCGAGGGCGAGCUUAUCUUCGGCGCCAAGGCCCAGCUGCUGUUUGAUGACGCCAACACCGCAGGCUGCUCAGGGGCAGAAUGGACACGGCGCGGGCAGGACCAGUGGUGGGACCCCGCGGCGUGGGCCUACCCAGGGUUUGAAGACGCAGCCUCGUCCCCCGUCCCCCACCUGCACCGCGUCCCCUGCGUGCGCGAUGCUGCCGUGUUCGCCUCGCCCAACGACUCGCUCUACACCGUCCACCUCGCGCCGCCGACCGUCUCCGUCACCACCCUCACCAUCGGGAAUAAGAACUUCACAACCUCAUCCUUCGCCUCCUACACAAGAACUCCAGAAGGGUCAGUGAGGUUCCGCGGCGCUUCAUCCCCCACCGACGGAGCGCCCUUGUACGUGGAAAGCCCAGGGGAGUGCAUGGACCUAACGGGGUGCCUGUGUGGGUCCGAGCAAGCCGCCUCCGUCAUAUGCAGGAUCAUGUCUGCCAAGUGUGGGACUCCUCGAUGUGAUAACCCAAUUGACAUGACUGGAUUCUGCUGCCCUGUGUGUGGGGCUGAAGUCACGAUCAACCACGGUGGAACUCUGACUCUGGACCUGAUCAAGAGCCUACUGCAGAGCCUCCUAAAGACCCCAGCCAUGAAGGACGUAAAGGGACAUGUAGCCAAGAUGAGUGACCAGCUGUACCAUGUCUAUUUCACCGCCGCCAACGCCAACGGGAACUACAAGGAGGCAUCGGAAAUGUUCAAGACGAAGUUUAAUGAAGAGGUGCAGACGGCAGGGUCCCAUGAGGUGCUGGUGUCCUACGCGGGAGACAUGAAGCCACUCGUGUCGAACAAGGUCGCGACGCACCAGGUGACCGUGACGCUGGUGACACUGACCAUCUGCCUGGCCAUUGGAGCAGCCGUCUACCACCUGCGGAAAAGGAGAGGUCCGUCAUCACUGUCCUUCAUGUUCCGUCGACUCGAGAACAGCAGUCGCCGCGUCUCCGUGGUGAGCGACGUGAUUGGCGGCAGGCGGCCAUCCAACGCAUCAGGGGUGUUCGCCUACAGCCGGGAGAGUGGCCUGCGGUUCCUCAAUCCUAUAUUCAACCAGUCAAUGGCGUCCCUAGCAGGCGUGGGUGUGACAUCAGUGGCCAAUGAGGCAGCACAGGAGCCCCCAGCGGAACAGGCAGAAGGGGAGCAUGAGAACCCAAUGUACACGGCCUACCAGAACAUGCUGCCGGAGGAGAGACAAGCUUCCGAGGAGGCAAUACGUGAACGAGAGAAAAUCCUCGAAGCCGCAGGUCAGCUCGUGGCAUCCAUGGAGUCGCAGCGAACCAGCAAGGAGAAGAGAACAGGUGCUGGGAACAACCUGGAGGCAAUCACAGAGGAGAAGGAUGCUAAGGAGGACACACAUGACCCUGCUGAAGGAGAAGCUGAGGACACUGACAGCAAACCAAAGGAUGCCAAUGACACUGCUGGAUCAGGGGAAGACUUAGGCAUCCUGCAGGACUCCUCACCAUUGAAGGAUGACAUAGAGGAAGUAUUAAAAGGCGAGAAAAAUUAUGAGAAGGGUACAGAAGAGAGCGCAACCAUGGAAGACCAACCCACCACAGCCCUGGAAAUGACCCAGACCGAGACCAUGAUAGAUAUCGACGGUCUUCCUCCUCUCAUUCCUUCCGCCCCAAUGGCACGUAAAGAGUCAUCGUCCUCGUCAAGUUCAUCAUCUUCUGACGACAGCGAUGAUGCGAAUGCCGCUCUUAGUAACCUCGAAGGAUUUACGCCGUUGGUGGACUUGAAGUUUAAAAAGUAAUGUAUGUCUUUGAAGGCGCCUAUGUAACAGUCUUGAUUAGAGUAUGAAAUGAUAUAUAAAAUUGACUUGAUGUUUAGUUCCUAUUUUCAUUGCAUAUCUCUUGGUUACUCUCAUUGGGGCAGAAAGGAGGUGGAAAUUGUGCAUGCCUCUAUAUAGGCCUACUUGUUCCCAUUUUUCUUGCAUAUCUCUUGGUUACUCCCUUAUCACUGUUUGUCAAUUGGUAUUUACAUAUAUUACAUGAUACAGUUCUGUUUCAUGAAUUUACUGAUAAAGGAAGACCCUUUUUCCUCGGUA